Molecule: messenger RNA, 3673 nt
Organism: Hylaeus volcanicus
Lineage: Eukaryota; Metazoa; Arthropoda; Insecta; Hymenoptera; Colletidae
Product: ATP-dependent RNA helicase DHX30-like
Exons: 14
Coding region: 173-3280 (1035 amino acids)
Cellular component (GO): intracellular anatomical structure; cytoplasm; nucleus
Molecular function (GO): DNA helicase activity; ATP binding; G-quadruplex RNA binding
Source: RefSeq, a predicted model, not a curated record
CGCUUCUUGUGCACUAUACUACUCUAUCUAUGGUGGUAUCGUGGUAUAGAUAUCCACAAAUGUGUGCAAAUAUACUGAAACGUGCUCGAAGUUGCUCAAAGUUACAAGAUAGACUGUUUUUGAUAUAUAUUAAAAAAUAAUUAAUUGAUGUAUUUAUUAUAUAAUGUAAAAAAUGUCUUUGAUUCAAAUUACAUCUACUCUAAGGAAAUCAAUAUGGAAUUAUGCAUUAUCACGUCAAAGAAAUCAACUAUGUACAGCAUUUUUCAAAAAUAAUUAUGUACAUCCAAAAACAUUUUCUCAUAACAAUGAAGUAGAAACCAAUCUAAAGUCCAACGAUAUUGAGAAAUCUCAAUUUUGUAAGGACCAAAUAUUAGAAAAUAUUGACUUGGAUACAGAACCUACACAAAAUGAUAAAGGAAGUUCAUUCUUAUCUCAUAAGUUACAAAUCUCAAAAGACCGUAUUGCAAAAUUGUAUCCUCAACCUGUACAAACCCUUGUUAAUUUUUAUAAUAUUGUAAAUAAGGAAUUUAACAUGAAAGAAUCUAUGUCUUUCAAAUAUGAAAAGUUUAAAUACUCUGGUGUCAAAAAAUUCAAAUGUACUUUGAAGGUUUUAUGGCCCUUGGAAAAGACUUUUACUGAUACAGGAAUAAAACAAAAUGUAGUUGCAGCACACACAGCAAGGCAGUGUUUGACUUGGUUGAAUUCCCUCCAUAAAAUUAAGGGAUCAAGACCUCUAUUAUAUAGCAGAGAAGAAAUUAAAAAUUUGUUGAAUGUGCCUAGCAAUUUAAAUUUUAAGUCAGAAUUUAAAAACGAAGUUGAAACACUAGUAAACACAUUUAAUAGUGAGAUAAAAGAAGUAAUACAAGCGUCACAUACUAUCAAUAUUAAUCAAGAUACUUCACAAAAAGAUGCAACUAACGAAUCCCGCUAUACGGAAUCACGAAGAUAUAAUCAGUAUCGUAAUUCUGAUUUAAUGGACCGACUUUCAUAUACAAGAAAUAGGGACAAUAAUUUGCCUAUUGCUAAGUACAGAACACAAAUUCUUGAUAGUUUAAGAGAUAAUCGUGUUCUCUUGAUCAAAGGUGAUACCGGUUGUGGCAAGAGCUCCCAAGUACCACAGUAUAUAUUAAAUGAUUAUAUACAAAAUAAUAGAGCAGACCAAUGUAAUAUACUGGUGGCAGAACCCCGUAGAAUUGCAGCUGUAUCUUUGGCUGAACGUGUUGCUGCAGAGCGAAAUGAGGCUGUAGGCGACGUGGUUGGUUAUCAUGUGCGACUUCACCAUACGAUACCAAGAGAACGGGGUUCCAUUCUAUUUUGCACGACUGGUAUGCUGUUACGGAAGCUACAAAGUGAUCCUACAUUAAGUGGAAUGUCACAUGUAAUUAUAGACGAAGCCCAUGAGAGAACUCUGCAGAUUGAUAUAUUGCUUAAUCUCUUGAAAGAACUGAUAGCGGCUAACCCGUCUUUGAAAAUUAUCAUUAUGUCUGCAACUAUGAAUGCAGAAUUAUUCCAAAAAUACUUUUCCUGUCCAGUUAUUGACGUCCCUGGGAAAGUAUUUCCUGUAAAAAUGCACUUUCUAGAUGACAUUGAAAUCUUUGAUAAGAAGUCGUUCAGAAUGUUUGAUCCCAAAGAGGUGGACAUUCCUUAUGACAGAGUAGUACAAUUAAUCCGCUGGAUUUUAGAAAAUAAACCACCUGGAGGUAUUUUAUGUUUCCUUCCAGGUUGGCAAGAAAUUAAGUAUGUCUGGAAAUUGUUAGAAAACCAAAUUGAUGCUAGCACAAUGAUACUACCACUUCACUCCAAACUGACACAUAUUCAGCAACAACAAGUUUUCAAUUCUGUUUCUGAGAAUUUUACAAAAGUUAUUUUAGCUACAGACAUUGCUGAGAGCGGUAUUACUAUUAAAGAUGUUACUUACGUUGUAGACACUGCAGUUAAGAAAGAUAUGUACUGGUGUUCAGAUAAGAAAUUGUACACCAUGUACAGUUCUUGGAUAUCGCAGGCAAAUAUUUGUCAAAGACAAGGAAGAGCUGGACGUGUUAGACCUGGAGAAAGUUACCACUUAAUCCCAAAAGAAGAAUAUGAAAAAUUAAAAAUGUACCCAGAGCCGGAAAUAUUUAGAACGUCAUUGAACCAGGCAGCUAUUAUUAGUAAAACAUACAGCAACAAGAAAUUACAUGAUUUUUUUAAUAAUAUGCUUGAACAACCUGAUAGAAUAUCAGUAUCGUGGGCUAUACAAAACUUGGAAGAACUUGGUAUUCUUGACGAGAAUGAAAAUCUCACACCUUUAGGAAAACGUAUAACAUAUUUUACAUUGGAUCCUACAUUAGCUAGAGCAGUGGUGUUUGCUUCUAUAUUUCAAUGUUUGUCUCCUAUUUUAUCAAUAAUUGUCUUGUUUACCACUGAGAGUGAACUAUCCAUCAAUUCGUUAAAUGAUAAAUCAAAGAUGCUUGAACUAAAACGGACGUAUCACAGUACAAGUGAUCAUAUUGCCUUGUUACGAAUGUAUAAAGAAUGGAGAAGGACGGAAGUUCAUCCGUUAUAUCGCGACAAGAAUAACAAAUCUUUGUAUUUACUAUCAAAUGUACACGAUUUGCAUGUAAACGAGCUCAUCAAUAGCGGUAUUCUUCAGACAAUUAGUGACUGUAAGCUUGCAAAUACUUAUGGUGAUCAGAAUGCAUUAACACGAGCUAUUUUAUUUUCGGGAACGGGUCAUUUAUUAAGAAAAUCAGAUUUUGGAAAUCAAAAUGGUUAUUUCACAAAACAUGCAGACGUGUUAUUAGCCGCAGACGGGUCAAAAGUUGCUCUUCGUAAAGACAGUGUAAAUUACAAACGCACAACAUGGCCAAGCCAGUUUUUGACAUACAUUAAUCGAACAGAGAUGGCACGGCAACGAGUCAGCAUUGUUCCCGAUACAAGUAUGAUUUCACCUUUAACGGUUUUCUUAUUUAACCAACACGAAAUCCAUCAAUGGAAGGAUAUUGGCGAAGACAAUGUUCGUUUGACAAUAAAUAACGCUAAUAAGACAUCGUUGUACUGCAAUGAAGAGACUGCAAAUCUACUAUUGAAUUUUCGAAAUGUUUUGUGGAGUACUAUAAGUUAUAUAGUUCAGUACGAAGGUGUUAAAGACCAUGAACAGAAUUUGGAAAAGGUUAAAUCAUUCAGAGACAAAAUGUUGCCCGUUCUCUUAAAAAUAUUACAGGAUACGUCGGCAGAACUAGACCUUGAUAGAUCAGACACUGUACCCAAGGAUAAGUCAUUUAAUCGUCGAGUGUAUUGAAUUGUUAGAGAAUGUUUACUUUAAAUAUAUUUAUACUAAAUGUUAAUUUCCUUUUUGAUUUUGAGACCAUCACUGAACUUGUUAUUUCAUGAAGUAUACUUGACAGGCUCAUACAGAAAAUAUGUUACACGCUUGAUUAAAUGAAAACUGUAUUAUUUUUAUUUUAUAUUGAGAGUUGCGGCAAAGAGUAAUAUGUAAUACGUAGAAAUAAUAUCAUUUUGUGUAUAAAUACAUGCAAUAACUAAGAAUAUAUUUGUUUUUUCACAAAUUUCAAACAUACAAAUUAUAAAUAUAAAUUUCAUACAUAAUCGUGUACAUAUAUGAUCAUAGUAUAAUUUUAAACAGUAGCGUUUGUAAUCAGAUAAAGUUCAAUAAAGUUUAGUUCCUAUUCGA